AUGAAGGAACCACCAAGGCUUAGGCUGCUGAAUUGUGCAACUUUAGCUAUCUGUUCAAUGCUAUUCUUUCUGGUUUAUGCCACACUUUUUCAAUCUAACGACACCGUAUUUGAUUCUUGGGGAUACAGUUUACCAAAGUCAAGGAUCGAUGUUGAUGCUGAUGUUCCUCAAGAAUUUCUAUUAAGGAGGCUUGUUAGAGGAGAUGAUCGAGUCGAGUUUGAUUCCAGUGGAUUUUCAUGUCACGUUGAUGUUCAUUCAGAAGUAUGCAUUGAAAAUAAACCAGUAAGGAUUUACAACAAAGGGCUGACAGUUCAUGUUCCGAUUGAUCAUCAUCAACCUCAAGUCAAGAGAAUUGUCAAGCCAUAUGCAAGGCAGCAAGACGAAACCGCCAUGAGAGUUGUCUCACCGGUUCAGAUUCUUCAUGUGAACAACAACGCCGCCAUUGAUCCACCACCGGCCUGCAAUUUCACCCACAAUGUCACGGCGGUUGUUUUCUCUUCAAGAGGCUUCGCCGGCAAUGUUUUUCACGAGUUCAAUGAGAUUAUCAUCCCUCUGUUCAUCACCACCCGCCAUUUUCGAUCGAGAGUUAUGUUUUUAAUCACGGAUUACCAGCAUUGGUGGGUCCAAAAGUACAAAAGGGUCCUCUCUCACUUGUCUGAUUAUGACGUUAUAAACCCUGAUGAUGGCAGUGUUCAUUGCUUCCCAGGGGCGGUUAUAGGGCUUAAAUAUCAUGACCAUCUAGCACUCAACAUUACUGAUAUUCCAGGGGGUUAUUCCAUGUUUGAUUUCAGGCAGUUCUUGAAGCAAUCAUAUAAUCUGAAAACGAACCAUGUGUCCGAGAUUCGGAAGCCGGUCUUGAUGCUGAUAUCGCGCCGCAACACGAGGCGGUUUCUGAACGAAGACGAGAUAGUGGAGAUGAUGGAGGGCGUAGGCUUUCAAGUCACAACGGUGGAGCCGGAGAGGACGUCGAACUUGGACGAGUUUGCCGAGGUGGUGAACUCAUGUAGUGUCAUGGUUGGAGCCCAUGGUGCAGGGCUAACAAAUGAGAUAUUCUUGCCCAAUGGUGCACUUAUGGUUCAAGUGGUGGGAUUGGCACAUGAUUGGGUGGCAACCAACCUCUAUGGUGCACCAGGGAAGCCGAUGGGGGUUCGGUACUUGGAGUACAAGAUCGAACCAGAGGAGAGUUCGUUGUUCGACAGUUACGGAAAGGAUCACCCCGUGGUCACUGAUCCAGAAUCUGUGACCUCUAAGGGAUAUUAUGAAUACAGGAAGGUGUAUGUUGAUGGCCAAGAUUUUAAGAUCAAAAUAGAAAGAUUUAAGAAGACCCUUGUUGAAGCUAUGCAAAUUCUUCAAACCUCAUCCCCCUUUAAUCUAUAAAUGUACAUUUGAUCAUCUUCAAGAUACAGCUUGUGAAAUUCAUUUCAUUGA
This is a messenger RNA of Hibiscus syriacus, 1428 nucleotides long. Its product is annotated as alpha-1,3-arabinosyltransferase XAT2-like. Gene Ontology annotation, molecular function: glycosyltransferase activity. The record is from RefSeq and is a predicted model, not a curated record. The transcript is spliced from 3 exons. Lineage: Eukaryota; Viridiplantae; Streptophyta; Magnoliopsida; Malvales; Malvaceae. The coding region runs from base 1 to 1377 and encodes 458 amino acids.